GCCAUCAUUAUCCUGCACCAGCGCGUCCAAUGCUGUCAUUUGUGAUGUUACGAGAUAUGAAUCGUUCCGAGCAAGAGAACCUCUACCGUACGUCCAGGAGGCUAAGCCUGGUGCCGGGAACGCGAAGUGAUAACGGUCGCGGUAGUGGAAUCGAACCUGGUGCUGAAGGAUCUUCGCGAAAACGGGCCGGCGGCGGUGGAGAAGGAGAUGCAGAAAGCCUGGUACUCAGCGUCCUCAAGAGUCCCAUCAAUCAUAUCGAUCCACGGAAAGGUGACAACAAAAACGCCGAACCGUCACCAUUGUCGGAAGACGAUCCUGGCACCGAUACCGCCGAUGAAGAUGGAAGGUUCAAAGCGGGUGGAAGUGAAGACGAGCUCACGGAAUCUGAACCAACGGAGAAGAUCCCCUUCCUCCAUCGGCUUCGCGGUCAUAGAACCACCCGGAUAGUGGAGAGUAACCACAAGAGAAUUCCAACCCCGCUCAAGAAGAAACAGCGGUUUAAGAACAACAAGUCUAAGGACGUAGUCGAUGCGGACGAUGUAAUCGACGAGGGCGAUUUGGCGGAAACGUCGGACGCGCCGCAAGGUGUCCCUGAUCCUUAUUAUCCCAUUUAUCUCCCGAUCGACCAGGCGUUCAAAACGAAAUAUGUCUUUCAUCAUAAAAAAGGAAAAACAUUCCAGGAACGGACGUACGUGUUUCUCGAACAUCCUGGAGGAUGGUUGUGCUUCAUUUAUCACUUUACUGUGUUUAUGCUAGUUCUCGUGUGCCUCAUAUUCAGUGUUCUUUCAACGAUAGAAGCCUACUCUGAUUUCGCAAAUGAAACGCUUUUUUGGAUGGAAAUAUGUCUUGUUGUAUUUUUUGGGGCUGAAUAUAUAGUAAGGCUAUGGUCUGCGGGCUGCAGAUCGAAAUAUAUGGGGUUUUGGGGUCGAAUGCGUUUUAUACGAAAACCUAUAUGUAUUAUAGAUCUUAUAGUGGUAGUAGCAUCUGUGGUAGUUUUAACCGUCGGUUCAAAUGGACAAGUUUUUGCAACUUCUGCUAUCCGAGGGAUUCGGUUUCUACAAAUAUUGCGUAUGCUUCACGUGGACAGACAAGGAGGGACGUGGAGAUUGUUAGGAUCUGUCGUAUUCAUUCAUAGACAAUGUCAGACGACUAGCAACCCCUUUCAUACGUCAGAUUUGUUGCCCGACGACCUCAUCACGGGGUUGGGUCAGUCCCUAAUAUUUCAGGUGGCGAAGAAGGCGUCGGUGCUGAAACGUCGGAAGUCGAAGAACCGCAUGGACAUGCCCGCCAGCACUCCCCAAGGCGACGCUCCAUCCCGAUACGAUUCCGAAACAGACGUCGUCUAUUACGUUGAGGAAACGAAGAACGCAGGGACGCCGACGAAUAGGAGUAUGAGAACAGGAGAUAGGGAGAACUCCAGAGGGGCCAUCUUCACGAGUCAAACCAGCACUGUGACGGAAGCAGCCAGUGAUGAGAUUGAUGAUCUUGAUACAGAACUACCACGUGUUACGCAAUUAACAGAGGCCCAUAAAAAUGCCAUUCGGGCGAUAAGGAAAAUAAAAUACUUCGUUGCACGAAGAAAAUUCCAACAAGCCAGGAAACCUUACGACGUCCGUGACGUCAUCGAACAGUAUAGUCAAGGUCAUCUUAAUAUGAUGGUGCGAAUAAAGGAAUUGCAAAGGAGGCUGGAUCAAACAUUGGGAAAACCAGGGAGUUACUUAGCUGGGAUAGACAGGGUGGGAAAUGUGAAACCCAUGACUGUUGGAGCAAGACUCUAUCGAGUAGAGCAACAGCCCUACAUGUUUUUAAUUUAA
Messenger RNA from Agrilus planipennis (emerald ash borer), 1814 nucleotides. RefSeq names its product potassium voltage-gated channel subfamily KQT member 1 (gene KCNQ). Lineage: Eukaryota; Metazoa; Arthropoda; Insecta; Coleoptera; Buprestidae. Bases 30 to 1814 code for a protein of 594 amino acids. The transcript has 11 exons. The record is from RefSeq and is a predicted model, not a curated record. Gene Ontology annotation, cellular component: membrane. Gene Ontology annotation, biological process: potassium ion transport; transmembrane transport. Gene Ontology annotation, molecular function: voltage-gated potassium channel activity.